CUCCGACAGGACGUGAACGCAGCAUGUGUUCAGACAGCGGAGGCUGAGCAGCAGCAGCAUCAGGAUGGACAGUUAGCAACUGGUCAACGUCUCUGCGUGAACACAGCGUCCACGUGAAGGACAGUGAAGUCGUCCUCUCAGUGAACCACAGAGUGAGCAGAAGGAUGGACUCCAUCUCUAUGAUGGGCAACAGCCGGAGCCCUGUGUUCCUCACUUCCUCCUCCUCCCACUGCCCCUCUCACCACCCCCAGGCCUGCUUCCUGCCCAACGGCACCAAGAACGGCAUCAGAGACGCAGGCGCCGCCUGUCAGCCGGCGGUGGCCAUCCUGGGCUCCGGUGACUUCGCCAAGUGUCUGACCCUCCGCCUGCUGCGCUCUGGCUUCCAUGUGGUGGUAGGCAGCCGCCACCCCAAACUGGCAGCCCAGUCGUUUCCUCAUGUGGUGGACGUGACGCACCAUGAGGACGCCGUGGGGAAGGCGAGCGUCGUGUUCCUGGCGAUCCGCCGUGAGCACUACUCCGUCCUGUGGGACCUCAAACAUCUACUGGAAGGAAAGAUCCUGGUGGACGUGAGUAACAACAGGAGGGUGAACCAGUACCCAGAAUCCAACGCUGAGUACCUGUCCUCCCUGCUGCCAGACUCCACCGUGGUCAAAGGCUUCAACGUCAUCUCUGCCUGGGCCAUGCAGCAGAGCUGCCCCAAGGACGCCAGCACACAGGUGUUCAUCUGCAGUGACUCUGUGGAGGCCCGGCAGCAGAUCAUGGAGCUGGCCCGUCAGCUCAGCUUCCAGCCCGUGGACAUGGGGACUCUGUCUUCUUCGCGGGACAUUGAGAACAUGCCGCUGCAGUUAUUUCCUGGCUGGAAGGGCCCCGUCCUCGCGGCCGUGGCCCUCUCCAUCUUCUUUUUUGCUUACUCUUUUGUACGAGACAUCAUCCACCCAUACGUGAAAUACAAGCAGAGUGACUUCUACAAGAUCCCCAUAGAGAUGGUGAACCGGACUCUGCCCACUGUUGCCAUCACCCUCCUGGCUCUGGUGUACCUGGCGGGGCAGCUGGCCGCCGCCCACCAGCUCUACUACGGCACCAAGUACAGGCACUUCCCUCACUGGCUGGAGGGCUGGCUGCAGAGCCGCAAACAGAUGGGUCUGCUCAGCUUCUUCCUGGCUGCGGUGCACGUCCUCUACAGCCUCUGUCUGCCCAUGAGGAGGUCUGAGCGGUACCUGCUGCUCAACACAGCCUACCAGCAGGUCCACGCUAAUGUGGAGAACGCCUGGAACGAGGAGGAGGUGUGGAGGGUGGAGAUGUACGUCUCCUUUGGGAUCAUGAGUCUGGGGCUGCUGUCCCUCCUGGCCAUCACCUCCAUCCCCUCCGUCCACAGCACGCUCAACUGGAGGGAGUUCAGCUUCAUACAGUCCACUCUGGGCUACAUCGCCCUGCUCAUCGCCACCCUCCACGGCCUGCUGUUCGGCUGGAAGCGAGCCUUCGAGGAGGAGGCCUACCGUUUCUACCUGCCCCCCAGCUUCGUGGUGGCCCUGGCCCUGCCCGUGUGCGUCAUCCUGGGCAAAGUGCUGAUGCUUCUCCCCUGUGUCGCCCGCAAGCUCCAUCGGAUCCGGCGGGGCCAGGACAGCAGUCAGUACCGCUGCCAGCGCCUGGAGCCGGUGGGCUCGGCCGCCCACGUCUCACCUGAGAGAGUCACCAUCAUGUGAUUGUCAUGUGAUCUGUCUUCACUGGGACGUCCACAUACUCAGCCAUGAGCCAUGCUGUUUAUUAAAGCUAAUGAAGACUUGUCACUGAAAGGACAAAUGACUGUUUGUUCUUGUGAACAGUGUCUGUCUCAUGUCACCUGUCCACCUGUCCACCUGUGUAUCGACUCCUCACUGUAACUAUGACCUGCUGUUAUGUCACAGCUGUUGGCCCAGACUGAGUUUGGACACAUCAUAUAUCACAUACACAUGUCAAACUGAAUAUUAUUGUCAAUAUGCUCCAAAUAAUUUACCAAUAAUUCAUCAAUACUUUGCUCUGACAGACAUUACUCUGAGUGUUGCUUAUUACUUUACAGAAAUCAUUUUUUAUUCCACUCAGCUUGUAAAAACAGGAGGAUAACUGUCUGAGAGAAUAACUCCUGUGAUGUCAUAGUGAUGUCACAGAGGGUGGAGACUACAGAUUUAUGUGCAACAGAAAACCUGGGGAAUAGACCAUAUUCACACGGCGGCCAUUUUCCUCUGACGUCACACUGAGGGCGGGAAAUCUUGAACACUUUAAUGUCUUUGAAUGAAUCCUGUGAGUCGUCGUCGUUUACUUCACCUUCUUUUGACCACAUUGAUUAAUGGACAGAUGAGUUCUCCAGGUGCUAAAGUUGAAGACAGGCCCACACUGGAAACACUGGAAGCUAAUGCAAGGCUAGCAAACAGGACGUUUACAAUUAACAUAAAUGUCAGAGUUAGCGCUUCUAAAGUUGUCAGAUGACACAUGAAUCCACUGGUUAAACAUGAACUAAUGUUGUGUGGUUUCAUAAUCAACCUGCAUCAAUGAUACAGUCACAUGACAGAGGAGCAUCACUGCUAACUUCACCAGGUGAAGAGCUAGCAGGGCGGCUAAUGCUACAUGGCUAGCUUGAUUCCAUCCAGUGUUUCACUUCCAGACUGAACUAAACGUGUCUGAGCUCUGUGUUGAUGUUUCAGAAUGAAUUCAUUUCUCUCGUCUUGUAUCACACAGCUCUGUCAAACAGUAAUGCUAGCUAAGAAGUGGUAUGCUAAUGUUAGCUGUAGCUAAUGGUUUAUCAAAUAUGUGGUUUUACCUUGAGAUAUGAGUCGACGUCUCUUCAGGUUUCUGUUGCUCAUCGAUCGAACAGAAACAAUCAGUCAGAAUCUCUGUUGAUGUGACGUCAGGUGAACGUGGUCUCGUGAUGAAAAGAUGCUGCUGAGUAGUUUGUGAGCUGACGUUUUGUCUGUUGAUUCUGCAGUUUGACGGUGUUGUUAUGUUUUCUGUCAUGUGACUGUCCCAGUGAACACUGUAUCUGAUGGGUGACAGGGAGCGAAGCUGUUGUUAAAAAUCAAUUAGUUUGUCUCAGUAAACACAGUCACAUGACCCGGUCCUCCUCAGUGUGUUAGAUGUGUGUGAAUCUCCAUCAGCUCGGCAGGGUGUAACAUCUGGGCUGAUGUGAGUCCGUUCAACGUGACCUGUCGUCUUCAUUAUGUGACAGAGAUGCUGCUGUUUCCUGAUCAGUGAACAUUUAAUUCUCUGUAACGAGUUCAGCAGUGAAGCUCUUUGUGUUUCUCUGGUCGUCACCAUGUGCAACUGUGACAGGAAAUAAAGAUGUGUCAGAGCCGCGGCUGUAACACAGCAGCAGAUA
Molecule: messenger RNA, 3349 nt
Organism: Seriola aureovittata
Lineage: Eukaryota; Metazoa; Chordata; Actinopteri; Carangiformes; Carangidae
Gene: steap2
Product: STEAP family member 2, metalloreductase
Exons: 6
Coding region: 165-1703 (512 amino acids)
Biological process (GO): copper ion import
Cellular component (GO): plasma membrane; endosome
Molecular function (GO): ferric-chelate reductase (NADPH) activity; cupric reductase (NADH) activity
Source: RefSeq, a predicted model, not a curated record